This is a messenger RNA of Seminavis robusta, 981 nucleotides long. The record is from the annotation of a GenBank genome assembly. NCBI's taxonomy places the organism in Eukaryota, Bacillariophyta, Bacillariophyceae, Naviculales, Naviculaceae.
AUGACUGUCUUGUUUUGGUGGAGCCAUGGACGCCGCCUCUUGUCCGAAUGGCUGUCGGCGUUGAUGACGUUGUUUCAGAGGAGAAAGUCAGUGACUACUCGUCAACAUGGAUUCUUUGGCGGCGCCAAUGCUGAUCAUUGUUCGUUGAAAGACCUGAUGGAAACCAUACAGUUUCACCGACAAGACCAUUUUCGACUCUACAUUGACUGCGAUGACCUCGCAACUCUAAAAGACUGUCACUCUUUUCUGGAUCAAUGGAAACGAGCAUGGAAAGGAAACACUUAUAUCACUCGAGUCACAAUCACCAUCACUACUUCGACUCCAACGGCUGCUCCAACUCCAACUCAAAAUAACCCAUUGGACAUGAAGACCAGGCUCAAUCAAAUUUUGCUGCAAGUGGGCCACUUGCCCCACUUGAAAGAGAUUUGUCUCUCGGACAUUUGUGAGGACGAAGAUGUGUAUGUGUUUCCAAUUUGGAUCGUCACUCAGUGGUUGCAGCAAGCCAAACAAAUGGAAAAGAUCAAGUUUUACAUGGCACACUUGUCUCUGACGACUGUCACUCCAGACCAACAAGACUUGGUGGAACCACUCGCUCAGCAACUACAAAACCAUCCGUCUCUCUCUUGUUUGGAGUUUGAUCACUGCACAUACAGCACACACAAUCCACUACUAGUCAAUCAAGACAAACUCUACCAGGCCUUUGUCCAAAGUGCGAAACGCAAUUGGAACAUUCGUCGCAUUGCCAUUCAAUCCUCGUGCUGCAGGAGACACUCACUACAAGACUCUAUGGACUAUCACUGCAAAUUAAAUCGACAACGCAAGCAAUGGUUUCAGACUCUAUAUCAUCAACAUCGACAUCAACAUCAACAUGAACAUCAACCACUACAGAGGAUACUCGAACAACUGCCAACUAGUGAUCUCGACUCUCUAUACUACUAUUUGCUGAAGGUCAACCCUAUUUUUAUUCACUGCGGUAUUUGA